AUGUCGGUAAAGUAUUGCGAUUCUGCAGAAGAGGGCUUGCCCCAGUCGUACUCGUACGAUGUGGACUCGGCAGACGAUGAAAGUGUCUGCAGCCAAGAUUCCGGGACUUGUAUGUCGCCUAGAUGGGGUCCAAAUGCCAAACCCGAGUUGAAAUACUCAUAUGGGCCCACCUGGAAUCAAGGUUAUCUUUCUCACAUGCAUAACCCGCUCGGAGCCGUCCCGUAUAACCUUCCAGUCAACACCCGAUGGGCCCCCCAGCCCGCCCCGAUUGUCUGCCUACCACCGACCUAUGACCAGAGUCCCCCCCCACCCCCUACUGAUGUCGCUCUCAACGAAUUGCGCAUGGCAGAUAUUCAGCUUCAGGACGAAAUAAGAACGGGGCUCAACAGCCAGCGUGCCACGCUCUCCCAGUCCUCGAGUGCUGUCCAGAAGCAGCUGAAACAAGCUCAAAAGUGUUGCGAAGCAAUCAAGAAGCAGCUCAAAAUUGUGGAAAGUCGUUGUAAUGACCAUCAAAUCAGUGUGCAGGAGACCAAAGAACUUCGCGGUCAAGUGAUGACACUCAUCAAGGAGCAAAAGAGCCUCAGACGUCUUCUAAAGCGCGAAAGGCGGAAGGGCGCAAGGGCUUGA
Messenger RNA from Fusarium musae, 627 nucleotides. RefSeq lists its product as uncharacterized. The coding region runs from base 1 to 627 and encodes 208 amino acids. The record is from RefSeq and is a predicted model, not a curated record. The transcript has 2 exons. NCBI's taxonomy places the organism in Eukaryota, Fungi, Ascomycota, Sordariomycetes, Hypocreales, Nectriaceae.